GAUUAAUUCAGUCAGAACCGUAUAUAUCUUCACGAUGAAAUUCCUGAUUAUUUUCGCUGUAGUAGUUGUGGCCGCCUAUGUGGACGCUCAAGGGGAUUGUCCCGUCAGAGCCUGCCAAACGAGGCUGUGUUAUACUGGUCGAAUAAAGGACGCUCAAGGUUGCGAUACCUGUGACUGUUGCCCUGAAAUGAUGUGCAUGAAUUAUUGUCCAUUUGGUAGAAAAAUCAAAGCUAAUGGAUGCCCAUCUUGCCAAUGUAAAGAUUUUUCGGACUGUUCCCCAGUAAGAUGUAGGAUGAAUUGUCGACCAUGGGGAUACAAACGAGGACCCGAUGGAUGUGAAAUUUGUCAGUGCAAUUUCCCAGGUGUCAAUUAAAUGAUCAAGCUUUCAGUAAUAAAAGUAUCACACUAGUU
Lottia gigantea (owl limpet) is the source of this 411-nucleotide messenger RNA. RefSeq lists its product as hypothetical. The coding region runs from base 35 to 373 and encodes 112 amino acids. Lineage: Eukaryota; Metazoa; Mollusca; Gastropoda; Lottiidae. The record is from RefSeq and is a predicted model, not a curated record. The transcript has 5 exons. Gene Ontology annotation, molecular function: serine-type endopeptidase inhibitor activity.